Messenger RNA from Ornithorhynchus anatinus (platypus), 1254 nucleotides. Its product is annotated as olfactory receptor 10AG1-like. Gene Ontology annotation, molecular function: olfactory receptor activity; G protein-coupled receptor activity. Bases 1 to 1254 code for a protein of 417 amino acids. Gene Ontology annotation, biological process: G protein-coupled receptor signaling pathway. The record is from RefSeq and is a predicted model, not a curated record. NCBI's taxonomy places the organism in Eukaryota, Metazoa, Chordata, Mammalia, Monotremata, Ornithorhynchidae. The transcript has 4 exons. Gene Ontology annotation, cellular component: membrane.
AUGACAGAAAAACUCUUGCUGGUUUCACUUGUCAGUCGAAGAAUUAAAGCUUCAUGUGGCCUGUGGUUCUUGCCCCAUCCUCCGCCUAUUUUGAGGCUGCAAACUUCAGCAGUUAAUAUGGAUCCAUGGAAAGGCACUGCAAGGGCUGAAUUAGUAGAGACAGAAGGAACUAGCCACCUUGCUCGUUUAAUCUCCUUCAGAUAUGUUUCAUGUCUAAUGUCUGAAUUAACUCCUGCAGUUGAGAUUCCUGAAAGCAUUAUCAGCUCUACUGCAGGUCAAAUUAGAUUUCCUCAAAAAUCUGUAGCAAUAGCUAUCCAGAUGAAACUUACAAGACAAAAUCACACCACCGUGACCGAGUUUGUUCUGAUGGGAUUCUCCAAUGCUCCCAAACUUCAGACUUUUCUUUUUGCAACAUUCUUAGUCAUUUACAUGACAAUCUUGAUGGGAAAUAGCUUAAUCAUUUUAAUAACCACAACCAAUCGAGCUCUCCACACCCCUAUGUAUUUUUUCCUUAGGAAUUUGUCCUUCUUAGAAGUGGGUUACACUUCCGUGACUCUCCCCAGAAUGCUGGCAAACCUUUGGACACAAACUAGAACGAUUCCUUUGGCAGCCUGUGCUGCCCAGAUGUAUUUCUUUCUUACGUUUGGAGCCACAGAGUGCUUCCUCCUGGCUGUGAUGGCCUACGAUCGUUACGUGGCCAUUUAUAACCCCCUACAGUAUUCAAUAAUCAUGGAUGACAAAACAUGUCUCCUGAUGACAGCUGGUUCCUGGAUCGGUGGCAUUCCAGUCCAGAUAGGGCAGACGUAUCAGAUAUUCUCCCUGCCCUUCUGCGAUUCCAACAAGCUGAACCAUUUUUUCUGUGAUAUUGCACCAGUUCUCAAACUGGCCUGUGGGGACACAGCUAUGAAUGAACUCUCAGUCUAUGCCGUAGCCCUGCUCUUUGGGACAGCCCCAUUAGUCUUGAUACUCAUAUCCUACAUCAAAAUCAUCUCCACCAUCCUGAAGUUACCCUCAGCCACGGGGAGGCACAAGGCCUUCUCCACCUGUUCUUCCCACCUUAUAGUUGUCACCUUGUUCUUUGGAUCAGGUAUCGUCACGUAUCUAUGGCCCCAGUCAAGCCAUUCAGCAGAUGUCGAUAAAUUUCUGGCUUUGUUUUACACAACUGUAAUCCCAAUGUUUAACCCCAUAAUUUACAGUCUGAGAAACAAGGAGGUGACUGUUGCCCUGAAAAAAUUUCUAUUACAACAAUUUUAA